UACUUCGUACCUUUUGGACAGCACUCCACAGCUGUAGGGCGGUAAUCUGCAAGUGGUCAAAUCUUAGCCUUUGAGCCUUCUGUUAACCUGGACACCUUGUAUCCCCCACAAUUGGAAUCCGGUCAAUCUAUAUUCUUACCAUCGUUAAAUUAAUAAUUGGCUCUCCCACAGCCUAUCGUUCGUUGCACAUUACCCUAGUUGAAGGAUUCCAGGACCCUCGUGCCUUCGAAUACGAGCAUCAUCGUCAGCUGUCAGUUACCGUGAUGGACUCGUAGCUAGGCAGAACGCUAUUGAGCCGCGACCCCAACGAUUGCCUAUGACGCUCUAUGCGAAGAACCUCAGGUCGAUUUCAGGCGGUAGUGAACUACAGCCCUCGACUGUAAUAUAAUGGCGACCUCUGGGAAGCAAUCGUCCCGCUGGGGCUCGUUCUUGUCGCAGGCCGUCGCGGGGAUUGAAUCGAAUCUAGACAACAUACUCUCUGGAGACGAUGUGCCCCAGGCAAAACCAGUGGCGGUAGUACCCCCCGCUGCGCUGAAGGUCGAGAAUGCUCCCUCUCGAAGCUCAUCCUCGAACCCGGCGUCGAACGACCGCCUGCAAGAACGACUGGCGAGAGCUGUGGCAGCGAAGAAAAUUGCGGCGCAGAAUGGUGGCGCGCAAACACCUACUUCGAAUUCUUCCUCGAGAGUUGGAAGCCCAGCCCCAGCUUCGGAUACUCCUGGGCCGAGUCUAGAUGUGGUUGCACGGGCAAGCGAAGAGGGAGGUAGUGGAACGCAAGCGGAUGCAGAUACCGAUGAGAAAGUAGUUCCCCAGCUUAAUAUCGAGAGUGCGGAUACAGACAAGGAGGCACAGGCAGAAGGACGACCCAGUGGAGAUCUCGGAAGCAAAACUACAGGUGAUACUGCGCGACUAUCUACAGACUCAGCUCCUGCCAGACGAAGUACAGAGUCCCAGUCGGCCACAGGGCCGAAAGCUAAAACAAAUGGAAAUACGACUGUCGACGAACCUACUACAACCGAUAAGCGGCCUGUGGCGGAUGCAGACCGCGAGGAGGAAAUACACGGCUACAUAGAACGGAUCGAUGCAUUGCAAGUGAAGCUGCAAUAUCUCGCCAGGGAGUCUUCUGAGAAUGCGAGGAAAGCCGCCGCAGCUGCGCCAGCAGAUAGUUUUGAAAAGAAGCUGGCGGAUAAGGAUCAGCAGAUAGCAUUGCUUAUGGAGGAGGGCCAGAAGCUCUCCAACACUGAGCUAAAGCACAUGACUGUCAUCAAGAAAUUGCAGGUUAAAGGAUUUGAAUCCGAGAAGGCAGCAGGCGAGGUAAAUAACACGCUGGAGAAAAUGGUGAAGGAGAAAGCCACAUUGAAUGAGCGCCUAAAGCGAGCCGACGGAAUCGAGAGACAGUUGAACGAGAGGCAUAAACAGGUAUCACGAACGCAGAAGGAUAUGGAGGCUGUCAAGGCAGAAAGAGAUGCCAAGGAAGUGCAAAUUGGGCAACUAAAAGCCCAAUUAUCCGAAUCUGCUUCCCAGGCAAAGGCAGACGAAGUGAAGAAAAUCCAAGGUCAGCUAGACGCCGAGAAGAAACGAGCCAGCAAUUUAGACGAAGAAGUGUCCUCACUCAAGAUCGAGAAGAAAUUGGCGGAGGACAAAUUAAGAGCUCAGAUUGAAGAACUGCAAUCGAAAGCCGAACGGGGGGCCGACCGUGCACGAGCCGCUGAGCUGGAGCAGAAAGGAGAGAUUCAACUGCUGGAGAGCCGGCUGGAGGUUAUGCGCACGAGGGCCGAAGAAAUAUCGUCGGGUGCAACGGGGGAUGCGCAGGCGAAAUUCUUGAGGCAAAUCGAGACGUUGCAGACACAGUAUUCUAUUGCUAGUGAGAAUUGGCAGGGGAUUCAGACGUCGUUGACCUCGCAAGUGACGAAUCUGCAGAAGGAGAGAGAUGAAGCUUUCCGUCGCGAGAGCGAUAUCAGGAAAAAGGCCCGAGAAAUGACACUGAGAGCGAAAUCCAACGAAGACGAAGCCGAGAGUUUGCAAACGCAGAUCAACGAAUUGCAGCAAGCGGUAACGUCACAAAAGACACAACUUGUACAACUACAGCAAAAAGUAGACGAAGCAGAGGCAGCUCUCCAAAAAGCUAAUAAUGCAUUUGAACUUGAAAAGCAAACAUGGGCGUCCGAAUUACAACAACGCCUCGAGGAAGAGCGCAAUAAAUGGAAGGAAGAGGCUCCUCGGUCGGCAUACAACUUCGAUCGUGCUGUAUCACCAGUGGCAUCGUCGAGAAUGGGCCUCACGGCAGAAUACCUAGGUCUCCAGAAUCUACAGACAAGACGCGCUGGUUCGUCAAGGGAUAUGCUGGAUGAUCUCCCCGGGGUGGAACGACGAAUGAGCCGACCCUCCUCAUCGAGGCUCCCUCGGUCAUCAGGACAUGUCACGCCAAAGCGCCAGGACUCAGCUACCUUAUUUAGCCCAGACGCCGAGGCAUCGGAUGCGCCACCUAUCACUAUGGAUCCCGAUGAGUAUUUGGAAAACACGGCAUCGCCAGUUGAUCACCACCACACUAUGAAUGACAUCAUGUCCGUCUCGACAGCCGGGGCAGGUCCAUCCGUCCAACUCGUCGAGAGAAUGAGCGCUGCAGUGCGCCGCCUGGAGAACGAGAAGAUCUCCACAAAAGAGGAGCUCGUCCGUCUAGCGAGCCAGCGCGACGAGGCGCGCGCAGAGAUAGUCUCGCUGAUGCAGGAGGUUGAGGCAAAGAGGGCUGAUCACAACAGGGUCUUGGAGCUGGAGAAGGAGGUUGAUGCGAUUAAUGCCCGGUAUCAGACUACGCUGGAGAUGCUGGGGGAGAAGAGCGAGAUGGUGGAGGAGCUCAAGGCGGAUGUACAGGAUGUCAAGGCGAUGUAUAGGGAGCUGGUUGAGAAUACUGUUAAGUAACUAGGUGUAGCAAGGAUC
Molecule: messenger RNA, 2934 nt
Organism: Pseudogymnoascus destructans
Lineage: Eukaryota; Fungi; Ascomycota; Leotiomycetes; Thelebolales; Thelebolaceae
Exons: 3
Coding region: 388-2916 (842 amino acids)
Cellular component (GO): Golgi apparatus; endoplasmic reticulum
Source: RefSeq, a predicted model, not a curated record